CCCGCAUGCCGGAGGUUAUAUCCAUCAUCAUCUCGAUAGGAACUGAUGAACCUCAUCUCCGGCAAUCGACGAUGACUUAUACGCGGGAGAUGAUCGGAGUGAUCGGCGGCGGCCAGAUGGGCUCCGGGAUCGCUCAGCUCGCCGCCGUCUCUGGUUUCGACGUCCGCCUACAUGACUCCGAUCCCGUCGCCCUCCACCGGGCUUCGGAGACCAUUGGAACCGCCAUCCGGAAACUUGUCUCGAAGGGGCAACUCUCUCAGCCAGCUGGAGCUGAUGCCUUUAAUCGUCUGACGUGUACAUCCAAUUUGGAAGAUCUUAGGCAUGCAGAUGUUAUAAUUGAAGCCAUCAUCGAGUCCGAAGAUAUCAAGAAAAAGCUGUUUUCUGAUCUUGAUAAGUUAGUCAAACCUUCUGCAAUUUUGGCAUCCAACACUAGCUCAAUCUCCAUCACUCGCCUUGCUUCAGCAACCAGCCGUCCUGCACAGGUAAUAGGCAUGCAUUUUAUGAAUCCUCCUCCUAUUAUGAAGCUGAUUGAGAUAGUGAGAGGUGCAAACACAUCUGAGGAGGUAUUCUCAAAAAUUAAAGCUUUAUCGGAAAGAUUCGGAAAAACGGUUAUAUGCUCGAACGAUUACCCGGGCUUCAUUGUGAACCGAAUUCUGAUGCCUAUGAUCAAUGAGGCAUUUUACGCACUAUAUACCGGUGUAGCGACGAAAGAGGACAUCGACACCGGGAUGAAGUUGGGAACAAACCAUCCAAUGGGUCCUCUGCAGCUUGCAGACUUCAUUGGAUUAGAUGUAUGUCUCUCAAUAAUGAAGGUUCUUCAUCAAGGACUAGGAGAGAGCAAGUACAGCCCAUGCCCUCUUCUGGUUCAGUAUGUUGAUGCCGGUCGGCUCGGGCGAAAGAAGGGUAUUGGGGUCUAUUCUUAUAGAAACGAAACGGUAAGAACUAAACCGGUAUCUUCUCUUUAAAAGUUCAAUGGAAGAUUUACAUGCAUCACUCAAUUCUUAUGUAUUUACGUAUCUAACACUUAAAUUUUUAUAUAUAUUCCAUUUUACGCAUGCAAGAAAGCUUUGGGUGGUAUAAAAGUAAAAAAUUGAAGUUAAGGUGUUAGAUAUUUAAAUAUGUAAGAACUAGGUGCUAAUGCAUGUGAAUGCCCCAAGGACUUUAAGGUAGGUCAUAUAUAUGACACCACAAAAUUAGGUUUAUUCCUUCUAGCAUUCAAGCGUAUGAAUAUGAUUAUUCUGGACCUGCUUGUAGGUAAAAUGCUAAUAAGCUAUAGCUCAACUUGAUGAGGAAUGCUGGAAAUUUAUUUGCCUGUAAUAUAUCAUUUCCAACUUUCAAUACCUUUUUUUCACAUGUAUUAAGCAGGUGCUACAUAAUGUUUUUUUUUUGCUUGAA
Messenger RNA from Phalaenopsis equestris, 1395 nucleotides. Its product is annotated as probable 3-hydroxybutyryl-CoA dehydrogenase. Lineage: Eukaryota; Viridiplantae; Streptophyta; Magnoliopsida; Asparagales; Orchidaceae. The record is from RefSeq and is a predicted model, not a curated record. Gene Ontology annotation, molecular function: oxidoreductase activity, acting on the CH-OH group of donors, NAD or NADP as acceptor; NAD+ binding. Gene Ontology annotation, biological process: fatty acid metabolic process. Bases 6 to 965 code for a protein of 319 amino acids. The transcript has 4 exons.